Molecule: messenger RNA, 3226 nt
Organism: Plectropomus leopardus (leopard coralgrouper)
Lineage: Eukaryota; Metazoa; Chordata; Actinopteri; Perciformes; Serranidae
Gene: rhot2
Product: ras homolog family member T2
Biological process (GO): mitochondrion organization
Cellular component (GO): mitochondrial outer membrane
Molecular function (GO): GTP binding; GTPase activity; calcium ion binding
Source: RefSeq, a predicted model, not a curated record
CCUUGGGUGCAUAUCGCCGUGGACAGGCACACGCUUGAUUUUGAGCAAGAAAUUUGACUUUCAAAUGAAAGAUAAAUGUCUCUGUAGCAUUGCAGCGCGUCUGACUGUUCGUCAAACAGAGAAGAAACAUGAAACAAGACGUCAGGAUACUCUUAUUGGGGGAGCCCAAGGUGGGGAAGACAUCACUCAUUAUGUCUUUGGUUGGAGAGGAGUUCCCAGAAGAGGUUCCCCCAAGAGCUGAAGAGAUCACCAUCCCUGCUGACGUGACGCCAGAGAAGGUGCCAACACACAUAGUGGACUACUCAGAAAAAGAGCAGAGUGAUGAAGUUCUCAAAAAUGAGAUCAUCAAAGCUAACGUGGUGUGUGUUGUGUACGACGUCACCAAUGAUGACACGAUAGAAAAGAUCAAAACUAAAUGGAUACCUUUAGUUAACGGGGACGCAGAGAAAGGAAACAAAGUUCCCAUCAUCCUUGUUGGAAACAAGUCUGAUCUGCGCUGUGGAAGCUCAAUGGAAACCAUUCUUCCCAUCAUGAACCAGUUCUCUGAGAUUGAGACAUGUGUUGAGUGCUCUGCAAAGAACCUGAAAAACAUUUCAGAGCUUUUCUACUAUGCACAGAAGGCAGUUCUUCACCCCACUGCCCCUCUUUAUGACCCUGAGGACAAACAGCUAAAGCCACUGUGUGUCCGAGCCCUUAGCAGAAUAUUCUUCAUCUCCGACCAGGACAAUGACCGCAUCCUCAGUGAUGCUGAACUCAACAGCUUUCAGAAAUCUUGUUUUGGGAAUCCUCUGGCGCCUCAAGCCUUAGAAGAUGUAAAGACAGUAGUUUGGAAGAACACCAGUGAUGGGGUGCAGGACAACGGCCUGACCCUCAAUGGUUUCUUGUUCCUUAAUACAUUAUUUAUUCAGAGGGGCCGACAUGAAACCACAUGGACAAUCCUCAGGAAGUUUGGUUAUGACGACAACCUUGAGCUGACUGAUGAUUACCUUUACCCUGAACUACGAGUUCCUGUCGGCUGCACCACAGAGCUCAAUCAGUUAGGUCACCAGUUCCUCCAGCGGCUGUUUGACAAGUACGAUGAAGACAAAGACUUAGCCCUGUCACCAGCAGAGCUUAGGAACCUGUUUUGCGUGUGUCCCUACAUGCCAUGGGGUGCAGAGGUCUACAUGACUGUCCCAACCACAGACGAGGGCUACAUCUCUAACCAAGGCUACCUUUGUCAAUGGACGCUUUCUGCAUACUUUGACAUCCACCGUUGCCUGGAGCACCUAGGAUACCUAGGCUACCCUAUCCUCACUGAGCAGGAGUCACAGACUGCCGCAAUCACAGUAACACAGGAGAAAGAGGUGGACUUGGAGAAGCGCCAGACACAGCGGUCAGUUUUUCUCUGCAAGGUGAUCGGACCACGGGGGACGGGCAAGACCGCCUUUCUCCAGGCCUUCGUGGGCCGCAACAUUGUGAAAAAGGGAAAUCCCAGCAGUGCCUUCUCCCCCUAUGCCAUAAACACUGUCCAAGUCAGCAGCCAGGAGAAGUACCUUAUCCUCAAUGAGGUGGAUGUGGAGGUGGAGUUCCUGAAGGCAUCGGAUGCCUCCUGUGAUGUUGCUUGUCUCAUGUAUGACACCAGUGACCCACAUUCCUUCGACUAUUGUGCCAGUAUAUACAAGCAACACUAUAUGGAGAGCAACAUCCCGUGUGUGCUCGUCGCCUCCAAGGUGGACCUUCCUGAGGUCAAGCAGUUCCACGGGAUGACUCCAGCAGAGUUCUGUUAUAAACACCAACUGCCUCCACCGCUGCCCUUCUCCAGCGUGUUCCUCGACUCCACCAGCAAGAACAUCUACACCAGGCUUGCCUGGGCAGCAGUGUACCCACACCUCAAUGGUUCAGACAUGAGCAACACAUCAUUCUGGCUAAGAGUUGCUUUGGGCUCGGCUGUGGUUGCAGUUCUGGGUUUCGCUAUCUACAGAGCUGUAGCCAGACUGAAAUGAUCAACAACCAGCUUUUCUUUUUCACCCUGACGCUUCAUCAAUCCAUCCAUCAAGACCAAACCUCAGAGACCAGAUUCAGAGCCGCCACAUCAUUUUAUUUUUCAAAUUGGAGGCUCCCAGUAAACUCUUCACAUCUCAGCUCUCACUUUGUCCCACCCCCUGAUCGCAACUGUCCAAAGGCACCUGGAAGCUAGUGAUCAUAUUAUUCCCCACGCUGCUGUGUCCAGCUUUUUCUGCCUUACAUCGUCCAACCAGGUUAAGUAGGAGUUAACCUGUCAGCACUAGCUGCAUUGAUAAAUAAGGAACUGUUCACAUCCAAACAGGUGCUUUAUCAAAGGAGACGAAAUGAUGCGUCAAAUUUAUUGCUUUCCCCUCAAUUAUCUGUUAGGUGUUAAUGGUGAGAUUGGGGCGUUUUUAUAUAUAUGCAGUGUUUUCUGAGCAUAAUGUAGAAAAAUGCCAAAUUGAUUAGACUGAAGAACCAAAGGGCAGCAACACGGAGCAUUUUUAACUGAGCAAACAUCCUCAUCUGCUGCUGCUGCUGAAUCUCUCGCUGGAAAUUCCCAAUGAACUCCUCUUCUGACCAUGCCACCACAGACACUACAUGUUCAUAUCAGAUUUGCCAAAUAACUCCAGCAGCAGUGAGUAGUCAAAGCAUGUUAUUUGCCCCUUAGGCAUAUUGUUUUGCCUGAGAGUGAAAUAUUUUAAUGUUUUUAGCAGUGAGGCCUCCUCUGUCACCGAGCUGCUGUGGCAGGGAGAGAUAUGCAUGAAGAAGAAUGGCAGUCUGUUUAUGCAUCUGCAAGAAUUAAGAAGAAGCAACAAACAUUUUCUCCUGUAAAAGGAGAAACUAGCAAACCAUAAAAAUUACAACAUGCUGAAGAAAAAAAAAUGGUCAAAUUUAUCUCUGCUUCCAAUCAGUUUCCUUCUGUUCACAUUGAAAUGGGAUUUCAUUGAUUCUGACUGAGACUGAAAUAGGUCUGUGAUUCUAUUUAGAUACACCUGACACUGUGCAUACACUUUGACCUUGUUACAUAAUCUGCCAUUGCAAUGUUUUCCAAACAUGAGUCAGUCAUGUUAAGUAUUUUUUGUUGCUUAAUUUAGCUGGGGACCUGCUGUUUCUGCAGAAUACAAUUCUGUGACUUUUCAAGUAUGGCUGUUUUUCUUACUGAAAUUGAACUGAUUUAGAUGCUUAAUAAAAAGACCAGACUAGACUGGGCGGGGACGUUUUACCCAAAAGCUGUUAA